Messenger RNA from Rhinolophus ferrumequinum (greater horseshoe bat), 7217 nucleotides. RefSeq names its product protocadherin beta-17. Lineage: Eukaryota; Metazoa; Chordata; Mammalia; Chiroptera; Rhinolophidae. The record is from RefSeq and is a predicted model, not a curated record. Gene Ontology annotation, molecular function: calcium ion binding. Bases 2042 to 4432 code for a protein of 796 amino acids. Gene Ontology annotation, cellular component: plasma membrane. The transcript has a single exon. Gene Ontology annotation, biological process: homophilic cell-cell adhesion.
CUAUUGCUAUGUAGGAAAAUAUUUCAAUGUUUGAUAUUAUUUAAUGUGCCCUUGUAAGUCUGAUUUUGGGAUAACUCCUACUGAAGAUAAACACUAAAGAUGGCUAAAUGCUAAGAUAGCCAUUUAUGUUUAUGUGUUUUUCAGUAUAAUAGUCAACACAUUAAAUUGCAGUUUAUGAGCUUCUUGUAAGAAUAUGAUGGUCUUUUUUAAACACCAGGCCAAUUACAAAUGUUUAAUAAAUAUUUGCUGAAGGUUAUUAACAUUCCUAUAAUGAACUUAAAAAUAAUUUUCAAUGGAUAAGAAAUGUUAAUAUUCUCUCUACACUAUAGUACCUUUGCUAAUAAGUAAAGUUAAGAAAUAUCACUCUUUCCUUUUUCUUCUAGAUAGAAAACACCCUUCUCCACUCACUCUAAACUCUACUACAGAAUAUAAAAUGUUUGAGAGUAUAUUUUUAUCUCCUUAUCUUUGUCCAACCAUUUGAAAGUUCAAAGGUAUUGUUUAAAAUCCAAAUUAUAUUUUUCAAACUCCUCCUCCUAGUUUCUCAAGCUUUUAUAUGUGUGAUACCUGCCAAGACCUAAGUAAGUUGUUAGUGCCAGGUUAUUAGAUGAUGUUAGAUUUUCUCUUCUAAUGCUGUGUAUGUAUCAUUUAUCUUUAUUAACCAUAAAAUCAUUUACUUUUACAGUUUAACUCAUAUUUGGUUUUGUGUUUGUUACAUUUGUUGUAGUAGUUUAUGAAAAAGACCUCUUCAAUUCCCAUCAAAGUCAAGCAAUUUAUACUAAAGUGACAAUUCAGGAAAUAUUUUAUUUUUAUCCUUAAUUAAAAUGGAAAUGAGCUUAACUGAAUUAUAUUUGCCUAUGUUUUGUGUCCAAAUAAGUGAACUGUCAUGGCUCUUUUGUCAUGGAUGAUUACCAAUUGGUUCAAUGAAUAUAGGGAGCACUUACUGUUUUGUAUUCCCAGAUUUUUACCCUCUCCUCCUUGGAAUAAUAUCAUUCUUCUUUGAAGGAAACAGCUUGUUCUGCUUUUCUCACUCCAACCACAUGACUUUUGUUGGUGCAAUAUUGUUUUUCAAACCCCGUCUCCAUAGUCUCAGAAAAUGCACACUUGGAUUGGUCCAAUGCUGAUAGGUCAAAACCCUUCCCUAGAAAAUACAUCUUUGUGUUCAUUGACUUUAUUGCCUUCUUCAUGUUUGUAGAAAAACAUUGCCUGGAUUCGGAGCUUAUAUUGACUUCUAAUAAAACAAAUGGCCAUUUCCUCUCAACUUUAUUUGGCUAUAUGAAUUUAUAAAGAAAAAAAUUCCCAAAGGCUAUAUGUAGCCCAGAGACUGACAAGAUAUCACUUUUUUUUUCCAGGAGUUACAGGCCCAUUUCAAAUUAUUUGGGAGUAGAAACUGUAUUUUAAAAUUGAUAACUUCUAACGCAAUAGAACAAGUUAGUAUUUUUGUAAUAGAAUGUAAGCUCCUCAAGAGCAAGAAUUUUUGUGUUUAAUUUACCAUUUUAUCUCCAAAAUCUAGAAAAUUUUCUGCACAGAGAAAUACUUACUAAAUGACUAAAUGGAGCUGUCUCCAGCUGAGUUUUGUAUACUGAACUUGUACUUUUAUAAAGAAGACGAAUAUAGAUAUAGAUAAAUAGGUAUUACUUUGCUCUCACAACUACUGUUAGCUACCUGGACAAGACUGCAUAAAAAGUGAAGGGGAAAGGAGUUUAUAACACACUAUGACCGAAAAGGCCUUCCGUGCGUUUUCGCUGUUACAGUAUGAGGUGAAAACUACCCGAAGUUGUAAAGCAGAACGCUUGGUGGCGCUGCAGGAUAAGAGUGGAAAAAAGUCUCAGCGACUCCAAGACUCCAUAAAGCUGAGCAGUCUCUGGCAGCUCGCAAAGGAAAUAUUUUACACAACUGGGGAUAGAAGGUUUCAGAGAGGCAGCUAUCCCCAUGCCAGUGAGUGUUAAGAACUAACUCAAGAUUAUUAAACCAAGAUUACAGAGUUCGCUGCAAAGCAAUUAUUUUGUGAUUUAAUACUGGAUCUUUUGGACCCAGAGGAAGGAUGGAGACACAGCUACCCAAAGCGCCCCAGAAAAGGCAAGUGACCGCCAUUAUUAUUCUAUUGCUAUUGUGGGAGGCAGGCGGUGAGACCAUUAAGUAUUCUGUUCUAGAAGAGAGGGACAGCGGCUCUUUUGUGGCCAACCUAGCAAAAGAUCUCGGGCUUGACUUAAGGGCACUGGCCGCACGGGGCGCCCGGAUUCUUUCCAAAGGGAACAAACAGCAUUUGCUGCUGAAUCAGAAGAGUGGGGAUUUGCUCCUAAAGGAAAAAUUGGACCGGGAAGAGUUGUGCGGUGACACGGAUCCAUGUAUACUACAUUUCCAGGUGUUACUGAAAAACCCGGUGCAGUUUAUUCAAGGUGAACUACAACUCCGAGAUGUAAAUGACCAUGCCCCAGAAUUCUUGGAAAAGGAAAUCCUCCUAAAGAUCUCGGAAAGCAGCCAUCUGGGGACUGCAUUUCCUUUGAAAAUAGCUCAGGAUUUAGACGUGGGCAGCAACACAGUGCAGAACUACACAAUUAGCACCAACUCCCAUUUCCACCUUUUCACUCGUAAUCACAGCGAUGGCAGGAAAUACCCGGAGCUGGUGUUGGACAAAGCGCUGGACCGUGAGGAGCAGUCAGAGCUCAGGUUAACCCUCACGGCGCUGGAUGGCGGGUCACCGCCCAGGACUGGGACAGCCCAGGUCCUCAUCAUAGUCCUGGACAUAAAUGACAAUGCCCCCGAAUUUGUUCAGCUGCUCUAUAAGGUGCAGGUCUCAGAAAAUAGCCCUAUAGACUCUCUUAUCAUCGCUGUUUCCGCUAGAGAUUUAGAUGCUGGGACCUACGGAGAGCUCUCCUACUCAUUUUUCCAAUCCUCAAAUCAAAUCAUUCAGGUGUUUGACAUAAACGCAGUCACGGGAGAAAUUCGAUUAAAAAGAAUGUUGGAUUUUGAGGAAAUUCGAUCGUAUCAUAUGGAAAUUGAGGCCUCAGACGGUGGGGGUCUUUCAGGAAAAUGCACUGUAGCCAUAGAAGUGAUGGAUGUAAAUGACAACGCCCCGGAACUGACCAUGUCAUUACUCGUCAGUGAUAUCCUAGAAAACACCCCUGACUCUGUGGUAGCUAUUUUUGAAAUUUCAGAUCCAGACUCUGGGGACAAUGGCAAAAUGAUGUGUGCUAUCCAAGACCAUCUCCCCUUCCUUCUGAAACUUACCGUAGAAAAUUUCUACACCUUGGUAACAGAGGGAGCGCUGGACAGAGAGAGCCAGGCUGAGUACAACAUCACCAUCACCGUCACCGACUUGGGGACCCCCAGGCUGAAAACCCAGCACAACAUAACGGUGCUGGUCUCCGACGUCAACGACAACGCCCCGGCCUUCACCCAAACCUCCUACACCCUGUUCGUCCGCGAGAACAACAGCCCCGCCCUGCACAUAGGCAGCGUCAGCGCCACAGACAGAGACGCGGGCGCCAACGCCCAGGUCACCUACUCGCUGCUGCCGCCACAGGACCCGCACCUGCCCCUGGCCUCCCUGGUGUCCAUCAACGCCGACAACGGGCAGCUGUUCGCCCUGAGGGCGCUGGAUUACGAGGCCCUGCAGGCCUUGGAGUUCCGCGUGGGCGCCAGGGACCGCGGCUCCCCUGCGCUGAGCAGCCAGGCGCUGGUGCGCGUGCUGGUGCUGGACGCCAACGACAACUCGCCCUUCGUGCUGUACCCGCUGCAGAACGGCUCUGCGCCCUGCACCGAGCUGGUGCCCAGGGCGGCCGAGCCGGGCUACCUGGUGAGCAAGGUGGUGGCGGUGGACGGAGACUCGGGCCAGAACGCCUGGCUGUCGUACCAGCUGCUCAAGGCCACGGAGCCCGGGCUGUUCGGCGUGUGGGCGCACAACGGCGAGGUGCGCACGGCGCGGCUGCUGAGCGAGCGCGACGCGGCCAAGCACAGGCUGGUGGUGCUGGUCAAGGACAACGGCGAGCCGCCGCUGUCGGCCAGCGUCACGCUGCACGUGCUGCUGGUGGACGGCUUCUCGCAGCCCUACCUGCCGCUCCCGGAAGCGGCGGCCGACCCGGCCCAGGCCGACCCGCUCACGGUCUACCUGGUCAUCGCGUUGGCGUCGGUGUCGUCGCUCUUCCUGUUCUCGGUGCUGGCGUUCGUCGCGGCGCGGCUGUGCAGGAGGGGCAGGGCCGCCUCGCUGGGUGGCUGCUCGGUGCCCGAGGGCCACUUUCCGGGCCACCUGGUGGAUGUCAGCGGUACUGGGACCCUUUCCCAGAGCUACCAGUAUGAGGUGUGUCUGAAGGGAGGCUCAGGUACCAGCGAGUUCAAGUUCCUGAAGCCUAUUCUCCCCAACUUCUCGCCCCAGGUCACUGGGAGAGAAAUGGAAGAAAACCCCACCUUGCGGAAUAGCUUCCCAUUCAGUUAAGUAUUGGAUUAUUCUAUAAUACUAAACCCUACUUAGUAAAUUUGGAAAUCUCUUUUAACUUAGUUACAUGUUAUUGAUGGUCCCUUUCUUGAUUUUUUUUACUACUGCCCCUUAAGGUGAAAUGUAAAGAAUAUUGUCCCCAACUCUAUGGGUGAAGGGGCUGGAAGGGACACCUCGGAAAAUUCUAACUCUAGAAAUAAUUUUGGGUCAAGUAGAAAUCUCAUCUUGACAAGACGUGAUAAAUGAUAAUAUUCACUAAUAUACUAGUUCCCAACCCUUUCAUUCACAUAAAGAGCGUACAUAUCCACACAUCCAUAAUAAUUGUCAUAUUUAUAGUUACCGCAAUUUGUUGAAGUAUUUUACAUUCUGAAUCCCUAGUGUUGUUUUUUUUUAAUUGUUGUUUUGUCGGGGUUUUUUCUUACAAUAGCAGAGCAUGUUCAUACAAUAGCAUGAUGUUUCUCAGGUUUUUUGAAGUAAGAAUUGUAGAAGUGAGAAAUGUUUUCAGAUUCCUGAUAUUUGAGUUUCUUCAUUGGUAUCUUGUUAUGAUUAAGAGAACCGUGUUUCAUGAUUAUCAUCCGCAUGAAUCUAACUAUUGUAAAUGAUGGCUUUCAGUUUUUAAAGUAAUUUUCAUUUAUGCAAAAAAUUUUUGUGACUUCAUAAAUUGUUGUAUUCCUGUAGUGUUGUUUUGAAAACACUGUUGUCUUUCCUCAAAUUAACUAAUAUUUUGUUUGGAUAUUUUCUUUUUUUUCUAAAUUGAUAGCAUUUAAUUGGACCAUCUGCUAUAUUUUUAAAGGAUUCAAUCCAUGUGAAGUAGAAAGAAUGUUGGUACACUUACGAUUACUUUUUCAUAAUAAAUGGUUUCAGGUAUGUAAAUGAUGAUUCUCAUUCAUUUAAUAUAUAGUCACAUGAUUCAAACAUAUUCAAUGAGAAAAAAGAAAGCAAAUUAACAUCAUUAUUCCAGCACUCAGAAAUAAUUACCAUUUGAAUUAAUGUUAAAGUCAACAUCAUUCUAAAAUAUAUCUACAAAUGCAUAUAAGAAUAAGUUAAUAGAUGGAAACAAUUUUAUAAAACGGACUUAUAAUAAAUGGCUACCUAUACAAUUAAAACAGCCAGAUUUUGCUUGAAUAUAAUAAAACAAAAAUAAUAUGAAACUAUAGAACUUGCUUAAGUUUAAAUAAAUAAUCCCCAUAAGGUUAAAAACAAGAUUAUGAUAUUCGCAUCACUUAACUGCCUGCUUUAAAAUGAGCAAAUAAACGUUUUUACAUGUCUACCUUACUCUACACACCUUACUUUAUACUUUUCGUUAUAUAUAUUUACCUUAUCGAUGUUUAUAACAUUUACAAUAUAUUUUGAAAAGGUAAUUCCCAUAAUUUAGACAUUUUGUUUUAAAAUUUUGAUUUGUCAUACAAUGCUACAAAAUUUCCAAUUUUAUUCAAGCCUAACUGUCCAGAGGUAACAACUUUUGAAGCCUUUAACUGUUUUUCCUAUAAUGUUUAUUUCCAUAUUUGUAAAUAGUAUGCUUAUAAAAUGCUUUUUCUCAAAUUUCAGUUUUAGGUAUUACCAUUUACAUCUUUUCUUAAGGGGCAUGAGUACACACGCACACAUUCACACACACACAGCCUUGCACGUUUCCUCUACCCCAUCCACUCUCACAGCAAUAUCAAAAUUCUGUUUAAAUAGUGUUUAUAUAUUUAUGACCAUUAAGUAUCACUUAUACCUGAAUCUCAUGGUGUACUGCAAUUUUGUUUCUGUACCUUAAGUUAAUGAUUGUAUCAUUUUUCCACUUUACUUUUCUAUGUACAUAUUUUUAACUAAUCCCCAUAUUUUUUAAAGUCUAAAGCUCCUCAUUGCAUUAUUAAACUCAUAAAAAAUUCUCAGUUCCAUUAUUUUUUUCUUGGAGCCAUUCUGGAGCUAUUCAGACUCCUGCUCAAAUGUGUACUAUUUGUUCUGUAGACCUAUUGCAUAACUGACAGUUUGGAACUUACUUUAUCCAUCAUCCUGGGAAUUUUUUUUAUUUCUCUCCUUAGUUUGAUUUCAUUUCCUGGACUUUAUGGCUUUCUUUUUUUGGUUUACUUCCUUGAGUUCCUGAAGAAUAUUUGGUAAUAAAUUUAUUGAGAAUUUGACAUAUGAAAAAUUCAGAUGUCAUAAAAUCAAAUGUUGAUUUGAUGAUUUUGUUGAGUGUGAAAUUUUAAGUUAGGAAUUAUUUGCUGCUAAUGUUUUGAAGGCAUUCCUUGACUUGUCUCCCCUGCUAUUUAGUCUUCUCCCACUCUUUUUUUUCUUUAAAGGUCCAUUUAUUUUAAAUCUCUACUCUACAUUGUUUAGAUGAGGUUUCAGGAAGGAAUUGAGAUAAACUGGUGUACUCAAACUGGAAUGAAAUGCAGUCUUUACUGUCAAUCAUUUAUCUUAGCUUCCCCAUACCUGAAUCAUUUAUAUAUUUUCAUCUCUUGGCUUGCUGUACUUCAUCAGACAUAGUCCUUUAAGGAGUUUAUAGGUGUUGUAUUUCUCGAAUUCUCACACACUUGAGAAGUACAAUAUAGCUGAAUAUAAAAUUCUUCAGUCAACUUUCUUUUCCUCAGAUAUUUGUUGACAUCAAUAUUACAUUAGUUUUUUCAUCAUAUUUUCUCUAUAUUCAUCUAUUAGUUGGCUAAAUUUCAUCCUUAAGCAGUUUUUUUCAAUAUGCAUUCAUGAGUGCUAAUGCAAUGCUUUAUGAAUUCUUUCCUGUUUACCGCAUUAUUGUCUUUGUAGUUGAGCAACAUCUUGACUAGGUAUAAAAUUAUUGAGCCAU